Messenger RNA from Anolis carolinensis (green anole), 1933 nucleotides. It is a transcript of the gene shbg, whose product is annotated as sex hormone binding globulin. The transcript has 8 exons. The coding region runs from base 103 to 1458 and encodes 451 amino acids. The record is from RefSeq and is a predicted model, not a curated record. NCBI's taxonomy places the organism in Eukaryota, Metazoa, Chordata, Lepidosauria, Squamata, Anolidae. Gene Ontology annotation, molecular function: steroid binding.
CGGAAAGCAGACCCCGGGGCCCCAGUUUUUCUCGCCUGCAAGAGCCAGCCUUUGGCCGAGGCCCUUGACCCUUGGAGAGCUUAUGUCAACACAGGCACCCAAAUGACCGUCCGUCCGGCUGUGUUUGACCACAGUCCCCUUUGCGCCUGGACGCUGCGGCCAACGAAAGCCAUGCUCCCCAAUGCGGCCUGGCUGCUCUCCUUGGCCGUCUUGGGGCUGCCCUUGUCGGCGGAGGAGCCGCUCCCCAAGAUCGAAGGGACCUACGGGGCCAAGUAUGGCCAAUGUUUCCAGUCUCUUCCUGGUGAAACUGGGGCUUUGAACCUUGGUCAGAGAUGGGAAGACCCUUCACCGACAGCCACGUUGUAUAUUGAUCUGCGCACUGUAACAAGCGCUGCAUCCUCCUUCGACUUCCGCACCUUCGACCCAGAAGGCGUCAUCUUCUAUGGGGACACCAACCCCGGCAAGGACUGGUUCGUCUUGGCUCUGCGGAAGGGGAAGCCCGAGAUGCAGAUCCACAACGCCGUCACCAACUUGACCGUUUCGGGGGGGAUGCGCCUCAACGACGGACGUUGGCACCGGCUGAUGGUGAAGAACGAGGGCGACGUGGUCAUCAUGGAGGUGGACGGGGAUGACCAGCUGGUCCUGCGCCACGUCUCCAGCUCCGUCAUCGACCACCCGGUCUUUGCCAUGCGGAUCGGCGUCGGGGGCCUCUUCAUCCCGGCCCAGGAGCUGCUGACCCCGCUGAACACAGCCAUGGACGGCUGCAUGCGGCGCUGGAACUGGCUGAACAAGACCUCCGAAUGGCGAGAAGGAAGCUCCUUGGAGGAAGAAGGGACCAAGGUGUGCUUCCCCAGCAUCCGACCUGGGAGCUUCUUCCCUGGGAACGGGUUGGCCACCUUUUCCCUGGCAGACCUCCCCACCGGGCUCAAUCCUGCAAACGGGAACUGGUCCCUGGCCCUGGAGAUGCGGAUCGAAGGGGCCCCGCAAGCGGCCUCCCUGCUGGCGGUCUCCAGUGCGAAACACGCCCCAGUUCUGCGCCUGGACCUGCGGCACACGGACCUGGUGGCCCAGCUGGGGAACAAGACAGUCUUCAUGGCCCCGCUUCCGGCGGAGGGCUGCCUGGACUUGCAGCUCCGGGUGCGGAUCACGUCGUCGCACUUCGCCCUUUGCCUGGCCAAUGCAGAGACCCUGAAGCCCAUCCCCAAGACAGACUCUGACCGCCUGAAGCAGAUUUGGCUGGGCCAAAGGGGAGACCUCACCAUUGGAGGGUCGCCCGGGUUGGAAAGGUCCCCCUUGGCCCAGGAGAGGGGCUUCUUCAGGGGCUGCCUGCAAGCGAUCCGGGUUCAAGGCCAGGAGCUGGACUUAGACUCGGCCCAAUCCAGGAGCAACUCCAUUUGGGCUCAUAGCUGCCCGGGUCCCGAAGACGGAGGCAAAGACAACGUGGACGAUGGAAACUAGAACACAUCCCUUUCAACGUAUGCUUGGAAGGAAGACAGCAGAACAGUUAUCCAAUCUUUACUUUGAUUCGUUUGGCGCCCGCCUCGCAGGGAGGUUGUUUUCCCUGUGAUGCUAGAUUUUGCCAACUUGGGCCCUGCAGGUAUUUUGUACUGCAACUCCCAUCAUUCCUAACAGCCUCAGGCCCCUUCCUUUUCCCCCUCCACCGCUUAAGCGGCGGAGGGGGAAAAGGAAGGGGCCUGAGGCUGUUAGGAAUGAUGGGAGUUGCAGUCCAAAACACCGAGGGCCCAAGUUGGCCCAUGCCUGGUCUGGAUGCAUCUCUACAAAAAUACUUUUCUUAUUGCGUUGUAUGAGCGAAAGACCUCAAACACCCCAAGUUGUUUAUACCAGCUUUUAUAAUCCAAAUUUUGUUGCAUUUUAGACAAAAAUAGGUUGUGUAAAUUCCUGUAUGUAAACAAGGAAAUGACAUACUUUUGCA